AAGCAACGGCUAAUGCUACAGGUCCCACUAAGGCCGAAUGGAUUGCGUAGGUCGUGACAAGCUCCCCAUAAUUAUGAGGGGAGCUGUAGCUUGUACAGCUGGAUCCACGUCAGACACCUCCAGGGCAAUCGCAGCAAAGUAUUGGAUGGAUGAUACAGCAUAACGAACAGUGAUACACUCUGGUAGGUAGGCACUGCUAGCCAGAGGGCCAUGUAAUAAAGGCUUUAUUAAUUGAGCUGAUUGGACGUCCGCUCUCCGAGCUCAAUGUACAUACAGUACCUGAGACUUGGACCCCUCUCUAUUUCAACUUUAUCCUUUGCAUCAUCAACCUCUCUCACAUUUACAUUUCCCUCUCGAUACUAGACAACUUUCAAUACAAACAUAUUUUCCAUCCCCUCAAGCCACAUCGCAAUCAUGGAUAAGCUCAUCAACGCCGCUAAGGAUUAUCUUGACGACGACAAGGACAAGCGUCAGGAACACCAGCAGCAAGGGCAUGGACAGCAUCAGGGCUAUGGAGGCCAAGACCAGGGCUAUGGCCAACAACAAGGCUAUGGCCAGCAGCAAGGUUACGGACAACAAGAGAGCCAGUACGGCCAGCAACAGCAGUACCCUCCUGCUGGUGGCAUCCAGUCUCAGGGUGGCGGUGGCUUUUCCAGCUUCCUUGGUGGAAACGUCGACUUUGACAACGCCAAGGAGGAAGCCCAUCAGAAAGCCGGAUCUUCUGGUGACAAGGAUCUCUUUGGAAGCAUUCUAGGAUCUCUCGGACAGAAGCAGAACAAGCUUGCUGAUGAGGACCUUGAUGAGGAAGAUGCCAUCAAGCAGCACAAGAACACCUACAACAACGACGACUCCCAGCAAGACAGCAAGAGUCUGGGUACCGCUGCUGCUAUGCAAGCUCUCAAGAUGUUCACCCAGGGCCAGGGCCAGAGCAGCACUGGUGCCAACAGUCAGACUGCGUUCUUGGGACUUGCCUUGGCCGAGGCUAGUAAGCUCUUUGACAACAAGGCUGCAUCAGGCAAGGUAUCCGAGGGCACGAGCAAGGAGAGCGUCAUCCAGCAGGCUGGUGAAGUCGCUUUCAAGAUGUACCUCAAGAACCAGGCCGGUGCUGGUGGACAGCAGGGUGGCGCUUCCGGUCUUAUGGGUCUUGCUUCUAAGUUCCUGGCUAAAUAAGCCCAAUAGUUGCUUCGACAUGUAGUCACAAGAGGGGGCUAAGCAACACCCUUGAUCACCACAUGCUAAACAACAAUUGAAGGAUUUCGAAUUCCAUUUUCAUUUUUGCGACCUAAGUGAAAAACAGCAAAAGCAUCAUCUUAGUACGACGAGUUUAUGCCUUCUGCUUAACCAGAUCCGCAACAUCCAACCACUCAUCAGGUCGGCGCCGGCCAGACUCUGUAGCGUUAUGCAAAUACUCUUCUGCCUCUGUUGCCCAAGCCAGGAGCUGCUCCUCGCUACCCCAUUCUCCUGUAGCCAUCAAGCCAAUAGAGAGCUUACCCUCACCCUGAUCAGGAUCGACGUAGCCAACAGGAGCCGAAACCGCAGGUGUGCCGGUCAAGUUGGCUAAAAAGACGUAGAGCAUGUUUCGGAUGGUCGUGUUGGUAUCACUCAUGCCAUAGGCUUGAUCACCAGGGACAAUAGGCCAUCCGAUCAAGGGGCUUGUGGGUGUCAUGAUAAGAAGGCCAGGGUGCUUCUGGAAUAAGUAGGCGAGAUGUUGCAUGAUGAGCUCUCGUAAAGCCCCGUAUUUGAGCAUAUCAGCUGCAGGAGUCCUGGUACCGACAGACAUAACGACCUUGUUAGCGGGUCCUACCAGAGAGAGCCAGUCAGCGGGAUUGGGAGUUCGUCGGCGGGCUGACUCGGCCAUUUCGGUGAUACAGACAACACUGUGCGCAAGUUGCGCCUCAGGGAUGUAAGGGAUAGUGACGUCGAUGAUCUCAUAACCGCACUUAUUAACGAGGUAAUCAACCGCCCUGUCACAAACCUCUUUGACACGAGGAUCAGCCUUGUUCCACCAGUCACGGUAAAUUCCCAUGACCUUCUUCUGGCCCUUUGGCGGUGGGUCAGAACGAGCAAAACGGCUUUGGAUAUGACAAUCUGGGUUAGGUUGGGACAUGACGCGGUAGGCAAUAGUCAGGUCUGCGACAGUAGCGGCGAUGGGGCCGGUGAUACACAUGGUGUUAUUCAUAAACAUAGUUCUGUUAUGUGUGGUCUUGAGGCCGUAGACGCCAUUGAAAGUGGGUGGGAUGCGGAUACUGCCUCCCGCGUCGGUGCCAACGGCGAUGGGGACAACACCAGCUGAGACAGUGGAUGAGCCUCCUGAGGAAGAACCGCCAGGAUAGUAGGAUUUGUUGAGCCAGUUAGUGGGUGUUCCUUGUGCAGCCUGGAUUUGUUAGUGGUGUCUUUUUACAAAGCGGCUCGUGCUUACAUUGCAUCCGCUGGUGUCUGAUCAAGGUCAGUAAUUGAAUUAGAAAGACGUUGUAUAUGGACUCACCGGAGCCAAGCUCAUGCAUAGCAUUCUUUCCAAUGACUACAGCACCGGCUUCUUGGAGUUUCUUCACUGGCCACGAAGAUUCUUUCUGCUCCUUGAAAGUCUCAAUGGAGGGGUCAUAUUUCAUACCAAUGUGGUUAUGAAAUCCCUUAACAUCGGUAUCAUCCUUGACACCGAUAGGUACACCGUCCAAUACACCCAGUGGCUUGCCAGCAGCAUAACGCUCAGUUGAGGCUUUGGCAGCCUCGAGGACUAGAUGAUCUUUGCCGUGGUUAUCAACCCAGCCAUCAGAGUACUUGCCAUCUGGUCUGGAGAUCUGAGGGAGGAGAGCUUCAGCGACUUGAAGAGGUGUCACUUGACCCGACUUGUACAUCUCAUGAUAGUCACUAGCAGUGUAGUAGCGUGCUUUGGACUCUGCAUAUUGGGACUUGAGAAGCUUAGGUUCAAAGUCGAGCAUAGGCUCUGCAGGGCCCAGGGGAGUUACGGUAGGCUGAGGAUGUUAGCUAUGUGGCAUUUUGUAUGAAGCAAUGACCUUUCAUACAUGAAACCUGUAGGGAAUAUUAUCGAGAGCAGGAAUAUCUUUGAUAGUGCCAAAGUGGGCAUUAUCCCAGAAAUAUUGUUGAAGGAACCCAACUUUGGCGAUGCUACAAGAAUUUAGCUUUGGUAAGGGUAUAAGCCACAGGAUAUAAAACUCACAGAUUAGCACCAACUACGAGAGGAAUGCCUCGAAAUGUAGGGUUGUUCUCGACUGUGGGAUUGUAUGUAGCUGCUGGAGCCUCGACAGGCUUGGGAUAGUCGGCAAAGUCGGAUGGGGCCAUGGUGGAAGAUCCGGGGGAUUGUGUUAGUCUGGGGGAAGAUUCUGGGGUAAGGAGACCCGUGCAGUUUAUAUAAAUGGCAGAAACAGCAGCAAGAACAAGAGUUAUGUCCUAAUAGAGCAGGUCUGGAGAUAAAUAAGAGAUUCAACUCCCUCCUAAGCUAAGCUGAGCUUAGGCUGCAUCUGCCGUUUACGACCCCUAGAACGCCAACCUAGGCUGCCCCACACGAGGUUCAUGAAUGAGAUGCCAUUUGCCGAGGCUCGUAUAAGAUCAUGAGAGAAGAGGUGGGUGUUCAGGAACAAUCUACUGUUUGCAUGUAGCGGUCGAUUUUUUGAUACGGAAAGACCAAUCACACUAACUGCAGCGUAUUUCAAUAUAUUUGGACCC
Messenger RNA from Fusarium odoratissimum NRRL 54006, 3684 nucleotides. RefSeq lists its product as uncharacterized. Lineage: Eukaryota; Fungi; Ascomycota; Sordariomycetes; Hypocreales; Nectriaceae. The transcript has 5 exons. The record is from RefSeq and is a predicted model, not a curated record. The coding region runs from base 415 to 1170 and encodes 251 amino acids.